Molecule: messenger RNA, 3589 nt
Organism: Cadophora gregata
Lineage: Eukaryota; Fungi; Ascomycota; Leotiomycetes; Helotiales; Ploettnerulaceae
Exons: 4
Coding region: 1645-3162 (505 amino acids)
Biological process (GO): regulation of transcription by RNA polymerase II
Cellular component (GO): Set3 complex
Molecular function (GO): protein binding; transcription corepressor activity
Source: RefSeq, a predicted model, not a curated record
AUCUCGUCCCCGUCCCUUCCCUUGCCUUCGCAUCCCGACAAUCCAAAAUCUAAAUCCAAUCCCGUUCCGGCUCAUCAUCAUCCUUCUUGCAAACGCAUUGCGAACUAGAUAUUUAGCAGUAACUGAAGAUGACAGCCGGGCAAAGUCCUGAAGCCGGACUAAUGUAACUCCAGAUCACUGGCACACAGAUUUGACACCAGAAAAACACAGGCCGACAUCACAUCACGACCAAGAAAACAGGACUUGGGAGGACCCCACAGAACGCACAGCAUACCUAGGUGUCGCUCUGCCACCCCAGCGCCGUUUGUACCGGCCCUAGCAGAAUCUACGGCACCUGCGAACUGGCAUUUGUUGCCCUCACCUGUAGCUUACUGCAGUGAUCUGAGUAUGUGUCAUCCUAACAACAGCACUAAAGAAAGCACAGUGCAGUGUUCACCCGCGCCACCCCACGCGGUUAUUCUGAAGUUCUCCUGGGGAAGCAUCAACGUCCUCGACUCGAGAGGCAGAGCAGACCAGCAGACAACGAAGCACAGCACAGCACAGCACAGCACACACCUGCAGCCUUCAAUCAUCCUCCUGCACAUCAAGCAUCCCCAGCCGGCCCUGGAGGGACCCCCGUUUCGUAAUUCAAGCACAGCAGGCUGGCAUCUGGUGGCAUCGUGCAAGCCCUGGCCAGGGGCCACAGGCGUCGAUCUCGCUGUAAUUGGAUCUUUUGCGGCGGGCUCCAUCGCCGGCGCACCCCCAGCCCAGCCCAUGCCAGGCCCUGGUCUCUGGUCUCUGCUCCCUGUCACUGGUUACGCAGAGGCGCUCCCCUGUCUGCAACUGUAUCCGCUUCCACGCCCACGCCCACGCCCAUUCUACUGUACAGUACCAGUAGCCCAGCCGAGCCAAGAUAGGGCCCUCUGGAUGCGCUAGAGCCCUAGGGGAAAGACUAAUGCUAAGGCUAAGCCUACCCUAUCCUACCCUACCUAGCAUCUGUUCUCCACAAUCACAAUCCGGCACCACGUCUACUUUCGUCUGGUCGAUUUGGACUUGCCUGGCGUUCCAUUCCUCAUCUCGAACCCUCCAAGUUCAACAUCGACACCAUUACCAUUACCAUUACCAUCACCGCCCCAGCCUCAACCUCAACCUCAACCACCUCAGCACCCAGCACCAGCAUCGUCCCACGGCGACGCAUCGCCGCCCGUACUGCAGCGCGUACUCCGCUGUGCGCAACAAUGGCUAAGGAGGUCCUGGAUUCCAACAGGAUUAACUAUCUCAUCUGGCGGUACGUGUUUCCUCGUGAUCCACUCAAUCGGGUUGGGUUUUCAGGUACAGGACUGCCGUCGCUAACGUGAGAAUGUGCUUGCCUCACAGGUAUCUCGUAGAAUCAGGUUGGUAUCCCGACUCAGGAGCUCUUCUGCCCUCUAUGAGAGAACUAAUCACCCCCUUCUAGACUACAAAGAGACUGCUGUUCGGCUUCAGCAGGAGUGGAACAUUCAAGAUCCGCAACAGCUUUCAUUCGCACCCCAUGUCACGAAUCAUGCACUAGUGGCGGUUUUGAACAGAGGACUGCUGUACAAUGUCCAGGAACGCGAGCUCACACAGCUUCCAGAGCCCCCUCGCGAUGUUCCUGCCCCUGCAUCUGGAUUUUUCGGGCCUUUAAUGCCAGCAUCGCCGCCAGCCGAAGCUGAAGAAGAUCAUGAAAAUCUCAGAAAACGGCAACUUGACAACGAUCAACCCCAACAUCCGCCAGGACCACCAGGGAAGCGACCCCGGCUCAGCAAUGGCUACGAAAAUGGAAAUGGGAACGGGACUGCAUUCGAGCCAACUCCUAUGGAUGUCGACGAUGAUCAGAACGGUGACGAGAACGCCUAUCCGUCGCCCGAGCAGCUCCCCUCACCUGUCGUGGCCACGAUCGGACCGGAACAGGGCACUCAGGUCGAGAAGGUCAACGAACUCUCGACCGAAACGAUCUUCCUCGAGCUCUCAGAGGACCCUUCGUCCAAAAACGUUGUUCUCCUCCAAUGCGAGUUCAGUCCACGUGAUCCGUCGCUCUUGGCAGCUGCCGGCACCGACGCCCUCGCCCGCAUGUGGAGCCUCUCGCGAAUCAGCCCGGACUCAACUUCUGGUUCCGAAAGCCCCGGUAAGGCUACGUAUGCGCCUCAUCAAAAUCUUCUUGACGACGGUGUAUCUCCGAAUACUACUGUCACUGGCCUGGCAUGGUCAUCUAAUGGCGCAGUCAUUGCAGUAUCAAGUGAGCCAAUCGAAGAUGGCACCGCAAGAAUUGAAUUCUGGCAUUCUGACGGAAUGCCGCUGGCUACGUUCAAUGGAUUUGAUUCACCAGUCAUCUGUCUUCGAUGGAAUCCUUCAAAUACAUCUUGUCUAGCACUUUCUCCACAGGAAGAUGUCAAGGAAGAUACCAAGAAUGCUGUUAUAACUGUUAUGCACCCUGCUCUCGAGAGUAUGGUCAAGUAUCAUAUCCCAAAUCACAAUCUUCACGACCAACCACUAGAAGCCAGCUGGACAGGAGAUGCAGAGUUUUUUGUUUGCGGUGGUAACAUUCUUCAAGAGUUCCUCUGUGUCGAAAAUGUUAUUACCCCAGGAAGAAAGUUUGAGACUGCACAAGGGGAAGUGCUUUCCAAGAUUACAUAUGAUCCACGAUCACAUCUACUUGCUACCGCAAGUGAUUCAGGCACUAUAUCCAUUUGGGAUCAAUCUGGGCAAUGCAGAUCGUUCAAUGCACACCAAGGCUUGAUAACAUCUUUAAUAUGGCAGCCUCUUCAAACUCCUCUUGGACCAGCGGAUGAAACAGAACGAUAUCUCGCAUCGGCCGGAGAGGACGGUGCAAUCAGUAUAUGGAACGUUCGAUCGUCAGAUACGAAAUCAAAAUCAUCAAUGACCAUGGGAUCAGCAGUUGUCGCCCUCGCCUUCACCCCAGACGGGGCAUUCAUUGCUGGCGGUACCAACGAGCGAAUACUCAUCUGGAAAGCAGACGACGUCAAUCUGCCGCGUGCAACAUGGACGCGAGGAGACGAGUUGGGAUGGAGAACACCGCAAUCUCACGAUUCUGGAUCAGACGAACAACAAGAGGAUCAAUUCUCUUUGUGCUGGGAUGCUGAUGGGCAGAAACUUGCAUACGGAGUGAAUAGUCGCUUGGCAGUGAUAAAUUUCCGACGAUGAGCACAAGAUCGGAUCAAGCUAUUAAAGUUUUGUUUGUUAUAGACUUAGCAUUUGAAAAUGCAACACACGAUCGACAGUAUUCAGGUCCUACGAGCCAUACCUAGGCCGGACAAGCAAUAUGACUGCAUGGUAUUAUACCCAUCUGCACACCAAUACUACCGCAUCCUGUAAGGGCUGCAACCAGUAAGUGCACAGCGAACACCGAUCCGCGACCCAGUGUGGGACUAUAGGAAGAUCGAAGCGAAGACCAGGAACAGACCUAUAUUGUAGAGUAGGGAAGGAACGAUGUUUGAACGGUUCAAUAGCCAUCUUGUAGUAUAACGAGGCACGCGGGCGUUGGAUAGGAUUGGGAGCGCACGCCAUACCUCGAUACCACAAAAUGGGUGGGCACAUAGUUUUGGCGUAUAGAUAUGUGGUUUUGACAGCA